Paramacrobiotus metropolitanus is the source of this 1071-nucleotide messenger RNA. RefSeq lists its product as uncharacterized. The coding region runs from base 133 to 744 and encodes 203 amino acids. Lineage: Eukaryota; Metazoa; Tardigrada; Eutardigrada; Parachela; Macrobiotidae. The transcript has 2 exons. The record is from RefSeq and is a predicted model, not a curated record.
CGUUCCGGGCAACCUGUUCAGUUUCUGGUACAACAGCAUUAUUUGACAUCGCCAGAAGGAGCUGCUACUCUAAAACAGAGCAACGUAAGAACCGGUUUACGCCCCGUUUUUGACUGCUAAACUGACCGUACGAUGCAGAACCUACGGAAUUUUCCUGAAGAUGCCGGCAGUCUGCUGGCACUUAGCAUUGUGCAAGUCCUGUUGGCAAUUGCGGGAUUCGCCGCAAAUCUCUACAACUUUUUCUACGGACUUCUGUUUUCUGCCCACAUUUUUCCGGUGAUGCAAACGCUGGCCUUCGUCUUCUUUACGAUCCCAUUGUAUGGGAUGCAGCUGUUAUGGGGUGUCGGCUCGGUGGUGGCAUGUGUGCGAGUGUUUUGUGGCAACAGAAAUUUAAUGUUCGUCGGAGAAGAUCGGGAGAUUAGUAAUUGCGUUGGCCGAGCCUGUGUCGUGUACCUGUUCCUCAUGGUUAUUGUAUGGUUCUUCGCGGUCGCUUCUGGCGCCCAGCCCUUCGUUGCUUCGCUUGGCAUGUGGGGCUCAGUCCACCACGCGUUCCAGACCGAUCUUACCGGACAUCUGGUCAUGCUGGGAAUGGUUCUCGCGCUAAUUGCCGGUAUAGUCGUGGAAGAGCUUGUCAUCUCGCGAAGUGUUUCCGUCGGAAACGAUCUCAUCUACAUCGAUAAUAAUCACAAGCUUCUUGCCCGAGUCGAAGAACAAACCGGGUCACCGCCACCGGAGACCGUCUAAAUGGGGACCGCGAUCCAGAACCAAGGUGCCCAUUAAGCCGUUAUUUGGAGCCAUGGUUCCACCGCUGAGUUUGCCGUUGAUAACCCUAAGAAGGAAUAUUUUACGAUAUUACUGCUUGCACUGUACUAUGAACAUUUCAGCUUUAAAAUGCGAGAAUAGAAUGCACCAGGCGUUUCCAUUCAGUACAUAAUUGUGCACAACAUCAAUAUAACCACAUCGCCUUUUAAUUACGCCUUUUGUUUUCCGUAAAUUUAAUUUUGUUGUUUGCGAUUUGGCUUUUCAUUCCUACGGUUGGUAGUUUAAUAAUUUAUUAUGACCAGCGUUAUA